Sinocyclocheilus anshuiensis is the source of this 1380-nucleotide messenger RNA. Its product is annotated as probable tRNA N6-adenosine threonylcarbamoyltransferase, mitochondrial. Gene Ontology annotation, cellular component: mitochondrion. The record is from RefSeq and is a predicted model, not a curated record. Lineage: Eukaryota; Metazoa; Chordata; Actinopteri; Cypriniformes; Cyprinidae. Gene Ontology annotation, biological process: tRNA threonylcarbamoyladenosine modification.
UCGGACGGGGUCAUAAAUGAAGUUUUACAAGGAAAGACAAGUUUAGCGGUGUUUUCGAGUCAUUUGAAUUGUUGAAGCGUAUGUAACCUUUCAGAUUACUGUCGAGUUAAAUCAACCAGUGUUAACGACAGUGAACCGUCAGUGUUGAAUGGAGCAGCUCGGUGCUGGAUGAAGCGCUGCACGUCAGGAAGAGUCUUCAGUACAGUGCGCUCUAGGUUAGUUUUGGGGAUCGAGACGAGCUGCGAUGAGACCGGAGCGGCUGUGCUGGACGAGACUGGAGUGAUUCUGGGGGAAUCUCUGCAUUCUCAGAAACAGACACACCUGGACGCGGGUGGAAUUAUCCCAACUGUGGCCCAACGCCUACACAGAGAAAACAUCUCUAAAGUUGUCCAGGAGGCCUUAGACAGAAGUGGCAUUGAACCCAGUGAACUCACAGCUGUGGCCACAACAGUGAAGCCUGGUCUCGCCCUUAGCUUAGGGAUCGGCUUGGAUUUCAGUCUGAAGUUUGUGAGACUUCAUGAAAAGCCGUUCAUCCCUAUACACCAUAUGGAGGCACAUGCCCUCACUGUAAGAAUGCUACACCCCGUAGACUUCCCUUUUCUUGUGCUCCUUGUCUCCGGGGGUCAUUCUCUUCUUGCAUUGGCCAAAGGAAUAGAUGAAUUUCUUCUUCUGGGGCAAACAUUGGAUGCAGCAGCCGGGGACACUUUAGAUAAGAUUGCUAGAAGACUUUCUCUUAGGAAUCACCCAGAGUGCUCGUCUUUGAGUGGUGGACAAGCCAUAGAGCUUCUGGCAAAAGAGGGGGAUCAGGAGCUCUACGACUGCAAUUUCUCUUUUGCUGGUUUGCGAAACCAGGUGACACUGGCAAUAAGCAAAAAAGAGAGAGAAGGUGUUGAAAAAGGUCAGUUAUUAUCAUGCGUUAAAGACAUCGCCGCUGCCUCACAACACACUAUGGCUUCUCAUAUAGCCAAACGAACACAUCGUGCCAUUUUGUACUGUAAAUCCAAAGGUCUUCUACCACAGCAUAAUCCAACUCUGGUUGUUUCAGGGGGAGUAGCAAGUAAUGAAUACAUCAGACGGACUCUGAAAAUUGUCACAGAUGCCACUGGAUUGCAUCUGCUUUGCCCUUCGUCAAAGUUUUGCACUGAUAAUGGAGUCAUGAUUGCAUGGAAUGGCAUAGAGAGACUAAAGCAAGGAAAGGGGAUCAUGUCCCAUUGCGAAGAGGUCAACUAUGAACCCAAGGCACCACUUGGAUUAGACAUCACUUCAGAAGUUAAAGAUGCUGCAAUCAAAAUUCCCCCAUUAAAACUGAGGAUAAAUUCUUGACAUUGUGUCGAAAGAACAUUUCCUACAUAUUAAUAAAAGAUUAUUUAUUUUAAGAAA